Molecule: messenger RNA, 3078 nt
Organism: Cynocephalus volans (Philippine flying lemur)
Lineage: Eukaryota; Metazoa; Chordata; Mammalia; Dermoptera; Cynocephalidae
Gene: MDGA2
Product: MAM domain containing glycosylphosphatidylinositol anchor 2
Exons: 17
Coding region: 1-3078 (1025 amino acids)
Cellular component (GO): membrane
Molecular function (GO): protein binding
Source: RefSeq, a predicted model, not a curated record
AUGAGUGUGGGGUGUGCGGGACUCCUGCGCUCCGCUCGCGGCGGCCGCCGGGGAAGGACUGACGGACGGCGCUUCCUCCUUGGGCGAGCGGUUCCCGGGCACCUCGGCUCGGCCCAGGCGCGAGUGGAGCGCGCCUGGCUGGCCGCCGGCCUCCGGAAGGUCCCGCUGCGUCCCCCCUGGGCUGGAUAUGUUCAUGUUCACGUGAAGAUGGAUUUGGUGUACGGUCUCGUGUGGCUGCUGACCGUCCUCCUGGAGGGGAUCUCUGGCCAAGGAGUGUACGCACCCCCCACAGUUCGUAUUGUGCACUCGGGCUUGGCCUGUAACAUUGAGGAGGAGCGAUACUCCGAAAGGGUCUACACUAUCCGGGAAGGAGAAACCCUGGAAUUGACCUGUCUGGUCACAGGACAUCCACGUCCACAGAUCAGGUGGACCAAAACAGCAGGAAGUGCCUCUGACAGAUUCCAAGACUCAAGUGUCUUCAAUGAGACUUUGAGGAUUACAAAUAUUCAGCGACACCAGGGAGGCCGGUAUUACUGUAAAGCAGAGAAUGGCUUGGGGUCCCCAGCGAUAAAGUCAAUCAGAGUGGAUGUGUACUAUUUGGAUGAUCCAGUAGUAACUGUUCAUCAAAGUAUAGGUGAAGCUAAAGAACAAUUUUAUUAUGAGAGAACAGUGUUCCUCCGGUGCGUUGCCAAUUCCAAUCCUCCUGUUCGGUACAGCUGGAGACGUGGCCAGGAGGUGUUACUACAAGGAUCUGAUAAAGGAGUUGAGAUUUAUGAACCCUUCUUUACCCAGGGUGAAACAAAGAUCUUAAAACUAAAGAAUCUUCGACCUCAGGAUUAUGCUAACUAUAGCUGCAUUGCUUCAGUGAGGAAUGUAUGUAAUAUUCCUGAUAAGAUGGUGUCAUUUAGACUUUCCAAUAAAACAGCAUCUCCGUCAAUUAAACUCUUGGUGGAUGAUCCUAUAGUUGUAAAUCCUGGAGAGGCCAUAACAUUAGUAUGUGUUACAACAGGAGGAGAGCCCGUACCUUCUCUCACCUGGGUCAGGUCCUUUGGGACUCUGCCUGAAAAGACUGUUUUGAAUGGAGGAACUUUGACCAUACCUGCCAUCACCUCAGAUGAUGCUGGUACUUACAGCUGCAUUGCCAAUAAUAAUGUGGGAAACCCUGCAAAAAAGUCCACCAACAUCAUAGUGAGAGCAUUAAAAAAAGGACGAUUUUGGAUCACACCAGAUCCUUAUCACAAAGAUGACAACAUCCAGAUUGGGCGUGAGGUGAAAAUAUCUUGCCAAGUAGAAGCUGUUCCUUCUGAGGAAUUAACAUUUAGUUGGUUUAAAAAUGGUCGUCCAUUAAGAAGUUCUGAGCGGAUGGUUAUUACACAGACUGAUCCUGAUGUCUCCCCGGGAACGACAAACUUGGACAUCAUUGAUUUAAAAUUCACGGAUUUUGGGACAUACACAUGUGUAGCAUCUCUGAAGGGAGGAGGAAUAUCUGAUAUCAGUAUUGAUGUUAAUAUAUCCAGCAGCACAGUUCCACCCAAUCUGACUGUUCCACAGGAAAAAUCACCUUUGGUCACCAGAGAAGGAGACACAAUAGAACUGCAAUGUCAAGUAACUGGGAAACCUAAACCGAUCAUCCUUUGGUCUAGAGCGGAUAAAGAAGUUGCAAUGCCUGAUGGGUCAAUGCAAAUGGAGAGUUAUGACGGAACACUGAGGAUUGUGAAUGUAUCCAGGGAAAUGUCAGGAAUGUACAGAUGUCAGACCAGCCAGUACAAUGGAUUUAACGUGAAACCAAGAGAAGCCUUGGUGCAGCUCAUUGUUCAGUAUCCCCCGGCUGUGGAACCAGCAUUCCUGGAAAUCCGGCAAGGACAGGACCGAAGUGUGACUAUGAGCUGCAGGGUACUGAGAGCCUAUCCAAUACGGGUGCUGACCUAUGAGUGGCGCUUGGGCAAUAAAUUAUUACGGACGGGUCAGUUUGACUCUCAGGAGUACACAGAGUACCCAGUGAAGAGUCUUUCCAACGAAAACUAUGGGGUUUAUAAUUGUAGCAUCAUAAAUGAAGCUGGAGCAGGCAGAUGCAGCUUUCUUGUUACAGGAAAGGCCUAUGCUCCAGAAUUCUAUUACGAUACCUAUAAUCCUGUGUGGCAGAACAGACACCGUGUUUAUUCCUACAGUCUCCAGUGGACACAAAUGAAUCCUGAUGCAGUGGAUCGGAUUGUCGCAUACAGGUUGGGUAUAAGGCAGGCUGGACAGCAGCGUUGGUGGGAACAGGAGAUUAAAAUAAAUGGCAAUAUUCAAAAGGGAGAAUUAAUUACAUAUAACUUGACUGAGCUAAUUAAACCAGAGGCUUAUGAAGUUCGACUGACUCCUCUCACCAAAUUUGGUGAAGGAGACUCAACAAUUCGUGUGAUCAAAUAUAGUGCUCCUGUAAAUCCUCAUUUGAGAGAAUUUCAUUGUGGAUUUGAAGAUGGUAACAUUUGUUUGUUCACCCAAGAUGAUACAGAUAAUUUUGACUGGACAAAACAAAGUACUGCAACAAGAAAUACAAAAUAUACUCCCAACACAGGACCUAACGCUGAUCGCAGUGGCUCCAAAGAAGGUUUUUACAUGUACAUUGAGACUUCUCGACCCAGAUUGGAAGGCGAAAAGGCUCGACUUCUCAGCCCUGUUUUCAGCAUAGCUCCCAAAAACCCUUAUGGACCUACGAACACAGCAUAUUGUUUCAGCUUCUUUUAUCACAUGUAUGGACAACAUAUAGGUGUUUUAAAUGUUUAUCUGCGUUUGAAAGGGCAGACAACAAUAGAGAAUCCGCUGUGGUCUUCAAGUGGGAAUAAAGGACAACGAUGGAAUGAGGCUCAUGUUAAUAUAUAUCCCAUUACUUCAUUUCAGCUCAUUUUUGAAGGUAUUCGAGGUCCUGGCAUAGAAGGUGACAUUGCUAUCGAUGAUGUCUCAAUUGCAGAAGGAGAAUGUGCAAAACAAGACCUAACAACUAAGAAUUCCGUUGAUGGUGCUGUUGGGAUUUUAGUUCAUAUAUGGCUUUUCCCGGUUAUCGUCCUCAUCUCUAUCUUAAGUCCUCGAAGGUGA